Molecule: messenger RNA, 1176 nt
Organism: Purpureocillium takamizusanense
Lineage: Eukaryota; Fungi; Ascomycota; Sordariomycetes; Hypocreales; Ophiocordycipitaceae
Gene: ecm33
Product: cell wall protein Ecm33
Exons: 3
Coding region: 1-1176 (391 amino acids)
Biological process (GO): fungal-type cell wall organization
Cellular component (GO): fungal-type cell wall; plasma membrane
Source: RefSeq, a predicted model, not a curated record
AUGCGUUCUGUCGCGAUCCUCUCGGCCGUUAUGGCCGUCGGCACUGCCGUGGUCUCCGGUGCCACGACUUGUACCAAGGAUAUUAUCGUGUCCGAGCCUACCCCAGUCAUUGACUGCGACGUCGUCGACGCCGAUAUUAACGUUGACGAGAAGCUCGCUGGUAGUCUGAGCAUCGAGGGCCCGAAGCAGAUCAAGGGUAACUUCAAUGUUACUGGUGCCACCAAGCUCAUCGGCAUUUCCAGCAGCUCCAUCAGCUCGAUUAGCGGAAUUAUGAACCUCGAGGGCCUCACGCUACUGAGCUCUUUGAACAUGCAGUCGCUCAAGAAUGUCAACGACCUUCGCCUCAUCGGCCUCCCGCAGCUCAACGGCCUCACCUUCGGCACUUCUGGUGUCACCAAGGCGGCCAACAUCAAGGUCACCGACACCUUCAUUAGCGACCUUAGCGGCCUCAACAUCGCCACCGCUGAUGUCAUCGACAUCUCCAACAAUGGCAAGCUCACCACGUUCAACUCUGACCUGGUCAACGUCACCAAGUCGCUCAAGCUCGUCGAUAACGGCAACACUAUGCGGGUUAACAUGUCCCGCCUGAUGAAAGCCUGCGAGAUCGAGUUCCGCCAGGUCAAGAGCUUCGAUGCCCCCUCGCUUCAAGAGGUCUGCUCUAUCAAGUUCAAUGACAGCCCUGAGCUUCUGACGGUUUCCGCCAACAACCUCACCGACAUUUCCGCCAGUCUCACCUUCAUCAACAACAAGAAGCUGGCCAAUGUUUCCUUCGAGGCCCUCGGGACCAUCAAGGGCGACAUGACCAUUGUCAACAACACGGCCCUCAAGGCGAUUGAUGGCUUCCCCAACCUGACGAAUGUUGGCAACAUCCUGGUUGGCGGCAACUUCGAGGCGGUCAAGCUUCCCAAGCUCAAGGACGUCAAGGGCAGUGUUACUGUCACGUCGACGACCGACAUCUCGUCUUUCUGCAAGUUCUUUGACGACGCAAAGGCAAGCAGCAACAUUCGUGGCAAGGAAUCCUGCAAGAGCAACAACAAGAACGCCAACUCUGGUGAUAGCACUGGUGGAGACUCCGCGGGUGGCAACAAGACCAAGGAGGAUGCUGCUGGUGUCAUCAGCGUCAACACAGCAAUGCUUGGCCUGGUUGGCUUUGCCGGCAUCGCACAAUUGCUGUAA